This is a messenger RNA of Sclerotinia sclerotiorum 1980 UF-70, 1899 nucleotides long. RefSeq lists its product with no specific name. Gene Ontology annotation, cellular component: chromatin. The coding region runs from base 1 to 1899 and encodes 632 amino acids. The transcript is spliced from 4 exons. NCBI's taxonomy places the organism in Eukaryota, Fungi, Ascomycota, Leotiomycetes, Helotiales, Sclerotiniaceae. Gene Ontology annotation, biological process: regulation of transcription by RNA polymerase II. Gene Ontology annotation, molecular function: RNA polymerase II cis-regulatory region sequence-specific DNA binding; DNA-binding transcription factor activity, RNA polymerase II-specific. The record is from RefSeq and is a predicted model, not a curated record.
AUGGAUAAUGAUCAUCCACCUGCUUCAUCUGAUAUCGCCUCCAAUGCAAAAUUGACCAAUACUGCCGAGACUCCAGAAAAUACUACAACUUCAGGAAGCUCUACGAGAGAAAGUCCAAAAGGAGCACCCCAGGCUAAAUCAGCAAGUGGAAACCGAUUUCAAUGUCCUCAAUGUCCAAAGAACUUUAGUAGGAUUGAGAAUUUAACUAGACAUCAAGCAAAUCAUGAUGUGGUGGGCAAAUUUGCCUGUCCGAUUUGUAAGAAGAGAUUUACGAGAAGUGAUUUAUUGAGUCGGCAUCGUCGAAUACAUAAUGGCCCAGACAAACGUGCUGGUCCUUCGGGAUCUCACGUGAUGAACAAUUCUGUCUCGCCUGUUGCAUCUGAACCUCAGCCUAUUUCCAACCUUGUCCAUCAUGAUGAGAAGUCUAAUAAUGAGUUUGUAUCUACGCUACCGCCCAGUAUGCGAUGUCAGGUGGCUCCUCAUGACAGCUUACCACGUAUCCAGGAGGCAUUAUAUUCCGAUUCACGCUCAGCUGCGACUCAGUCCCAAGGUCUCUCGAGCCUUGUUGAAGCUGCUUUGGCACCACUCCCUCCUGAUAACUCACUCCAUGCUCCAGAAAAUUUCAAUCCCAGUGCAUGGGAUGGUUUUAUGCUUUACAAUGAUAAUCCAAGUAUCUACAUGGGACCAUAUGAUGCCGAUAUAUCUUGGACACUGGACUGCUUCAGCCAAGAUCCUUUGAGCAAUAUUGAUUCUGACUUUGGUCUUGACUUUAUCAAGUCCGAUGCCCCUGGUCAAUCGAGUGAUUUGGAUGCCGAAGGGGACGAGGAAGAUUGGCCGGAUAAAGUCAGUAGACUAGAAACUCCACCCAGAUGGGGCCCGAGGGUUAUUCCUAAACUAGGUCCAGAAUCUUGCUCCGAAUUCUUGACAACAUUUUCACCUUAUUUAACCUUUUACUCGCUGGAGCUUGGGGAGGUAAUCCUCGACUGCCAAUAUGCUAGCCUAUUUAAUGUUCAGCCAUAUAUAAGUAGAGCUGAAACCACAAAUUGUGUCUUCCCAUGUCCAGAACAACAUUGGGAAGCACCAUCACCACAGGCCUGGAAUAUCCUUUUGGGGCCAGCUGAUAUUCCACCUGCAACAUACUAUCUCCAUGCCUUGAACGGCAUCCUUCUCCAUAAAUGGACUAAGCCUCCUCCACCUGUUAUCUCGACUACAGUGUUCGGCAAAACCCUUGUUCUUUAUGGUAUACAUACUCUCAUAUUUGACUGGCGUACAUCGGUAUCUAUGUUAAAUCCUACCGGAUUAAUGGGCACAACGGGAAAUCAUGCACUAGACAUAGGCGCUGGGCUUUUGAGCAGAAGGAAAUGGUUAAUCGAUGCAUUAGAUUCAUGGAACGAAUGCUAUGGAGAAAGUUCUGGUGAACAUUCCAUAGCUGGAAGAUUGCUCUGCGCUUUGGGAUAUGUCAGUUUGGAUGUAAGCCUCAGUGAUGUUCACUUAAUGGCAGGUCGAUCUUCGAGUCGUCAAGAUUGUGAAUUCGCAGCAGUCAAUCUACGGUAUUGGGCCAACUCGGAUAUUGUAAGUGGCACAAUGAAACAUGUGUAUGGAAUGCUCAAUCUAUCCUACGAGUGCAUUCGCAUACGAGACGGAAAUGUUGUAGACGGAGUACUAGGUACCAUGGGACUGAACGGCAGGACAUUGGAAGAAGCAAGCUAUGAGAUUGCGUUGUGUCUUUUUACGGGAGGAUUGGUUUGCUGGGUUUAUAAGGAGUUGAGGACGGGAUUAGGGCCUCAGGAAAAGGAGGAAGUGAUGGAGGGUAUUAGGAGGGCGGGGAGGGGAUUGAGGGGAAUGAGGUGUUGGAGGAUGGCCGAGAUGUUUGGAAGAAUUUUGGCGACCUUUGAGUGA